UGCGCCCGUUUCAUCGCGACGUGAGAGAAAAAGGGAGACCCAACAAGUCAAUCACGACUGCUAUUCUUCUUUGUUCCGUUCUGUAAGUGUUCUUCGACACUGCGAAGAUCUAUAAAAUACAGUCCUUUAUCGCGACGCCUCCCCUCCUCCCAUCCACCUCCAUGGCCGUCCAUAUCUCGGCUGCUACCGGAACGGCAGCCACCUACAAUGGCAGGGUCACAACCUUUGUGGUCAUCUCCUGCGUCAUGGCUGGCAUGGGAGGCGUCAUCUUCGGCUACGACAUCGGGAUCUCAGGUAAGUAAUCCCUUCGUCGGCCAGCCACGGGUGAGCUUCUCUUCGUUCAACUCGGUUCUACUUGUAGGUGGAGUGACCUCCAUGGAGUCGUUUCUGGAGAAGUUCUUCCCGGACGUGUACGCCAAGAUGAGAGGGGACUCCGCCGUAAGCAACUACUGCAAAUUCAACAGCCAGUUGCUGACGACCUUCACGUCGUCGCUGUACGUCGCCGGGCUCUUCGCCACCUUCAUCGCCUCGUGGGUGACGCGGCGGUUCGGCCGCAGGCGGACGAUGCUGGCGGGGGGUUUCGCUUUCAUGGCCGGGGCAGCGCUCGGUGGAGCUGCGGCUGACAUCUACAUGGUCAUCUUCGGCCGCGUCUUGCUGGGUAUAGGCGUCGGAUUAGCCAACCAGUCCGUUCCGUUGUACCUCUCGGAGAUGGCUCCGCCUCAGUAUCGAGGGGCGUUCAACAAUGGCUUCCAGUUCAGCAUUGGAAUCGGAGCUCUCAUUGCGAACAUCAUCAACUAUGGCACCGCGAACAUUAAGGGCGGGUGGGGCUGGCGAGUCUCCCUGGCUUUAGCAGCAGUUCCAGCUUUGUUGCUGACACUCGGAACCUUCUUCCUUCCCGAGACUCCGAACAGCCUCAUUCAACAGGGCGGCGACGUCCACGACGCCAAGCAGCUGCUCCAAAAGAUUCGAGGCACCACCGACGUCGACCAGGAGUUGGAGGAUCUCGUCGCGGCCAGCAACGCGUCCCGGAUCGUUCGCCGGCCGCUCCGAACCAUCGUUCGACGAAAUUACCGUCCCCAGCUGGUGAUGGCCAUCGCCAUCCCCUUCUUCCAACAGGUGACCGGCAUCAACGCCAUCGCGUUCUACCAGCCGGUGCUGUUCCGGACCAUCGGCCUGGGCCAGAACGCGUCCUUGAUCUCGGCCGUCGUCGGGGGAGCGGUCGGCAUCUCCUCCACGCUCAUAUCGAUGAUCGUGGUGGACAGACUCGGCCGGCGUCGACUGUUCCUGAUCGGGGGGAUCCAAAUGUUGAUUUCGCAGGUGAUAAUUGCGGGAAUACUGGCGACCCAGCUCGGCGACCACGGUGGGGUGAGCAGAGGAUACGCCUACCUCGUCCUGCUGUUGAUAUGUGUAUACGUCGCUGGUUUUGGGUGGUCAUGGGGGCCGCUGGGCUGGUUGGUCCCCAGUGAGAUCUUCCCACUGGAGAUACGGUCUGCAGGGCAGAGCAUUACAGUGGCCGUCAGUUUCAUCUUCACCUUCAUCAUAGCUCAGACCUUCCUGGCCAUGCUGUGCCACAUGAAGUCCGGGAUCUUCUUCUUCUUUGCGGGAUGGCUGGUCAUCAUGACCAUGUUCAUACACAUGCUGUUGCCAGAGACCAGGAACAUACCCAUGGAGCAGAUGGGCAAAGUGUGGAGGGAACAUCCGUUUUGGAGGAGGAUCGUUGUGGAUGAAGGAGAGGAGUCCAAAAUGGAUGGAUGAUCUGUUCUAACAUAUAUUAACAGGAUCAAGCUCUUGUUGAUCGCAAUCCGUCGAUUGCACUUGGUGUAUUCACAAGUGAUGCAGAAGCAUUUCAGAAUUGCAUGUAUCGAUCCUCUCUCUCAAACAUUAGAUAGAAUAAUCGACAAGUACGGGGCUCUACUUAUGCUUAACAAAAUCGUAUGCGGAUA
This is a messenger RNA of Musa acuminata AAA Group (dessert banana), 1943 nucleotides long. Its product is annotated as hexose carrier protein HEX6. NCBI's taxonomy places the organism in Eukaryota, Viridiplantae, Streptophyta, Magnoliopsida, Zingiberales, Musaceae. Gene Ontology annotation, cellular component: membrane. The coding region runs from base 208 to 1755 and encodes 515 amino acids. Gene Ontology annotation, molecular function: monosaccharide transmembrane transporter activity. The transcript has 2 exons. The record is from RefSeq and is a predicted model, not a curated record. Gene Ontology annotation, biological process: monosaccharide transmembrane transport.